Messenger RNA from Chaetura pelagica (chimney swift), 2970 nucleotides. It is a transcript of the gene GTPBP1, whose product is annotated as GTP binding protein 1. The transcript is spliced from 11 exons. Lineage: Eukaryota; Metazoa; Chordata; Aves; Apodiformes; Apodidae. The record is from RefSeq and is a predicted model, not a curated record. The coding region runs from base 3 to 1811 and encodes 602 amino acids. Gene Ontology annotation, molecular function: GTP binding; GTPase activity; translation elongation factor activity. Gene Ontology annotation, biological process: translational elongation.
UGAUGGUGAGUCCAACUUCAGAGCAGUAUGACAGUUUGCUCCGUCAGAUGUCAGAGAGGAUUGAUGAGGGAUGUGGGGAGACCAUCUAUGUCAUUGGUCAAGGAUCAGACGGGACUGAGUACGGUCUGAGCGAGGCAGACAUGGAAGCAUCCUAUGCCACCUUGAAGAGCAUGGCAGAGCAGAUUGAGGCAGACGUGAUCCUCCUGCGGGAGCACCAGGAGGCAGGGGGCAAGGUGCGCGACUACCUUGUUCGGAAACGUGUGGGUGACAACGACUUCCUGGAGGUCAGGGUAGCAGUGGUUGGCAAUGUGGACGCAGGGAAGAGCACACUGCUGGGUGUCUUGACACACGGCGAGCUGGACAACGGCCGAGGCUUUGCUCGGCAAAAGCUUUUCCGCCACAAGCACGAGAUUGAGUCAGGCCGCACCAGCAGUGUGGGCAAUGACAUCCUGGGCUUUGACAGCGAGGGCAACGUGGUGAACAAGCCUGACAGCCAUGGUGGCAGCUUGGAGUGGACUAAGAUCUGUGAGAAAUCCACCAAGGUCAUUACUUUCAUUGACCUAGCUGGCCACGAAAAGUACCUGAAAACCACUGUCUUCGGCAUGACCGGCCAUUUACCUGACUUCUGCAUGCUUAUGGUUGGCAGUAACGCUGGGAUUGUUGGAAUGACCAAGGAGCACUUGGGCCUGGCACUUGCACUUAAUGUUCCUGUCUUUGUUGUGGUGACCAAGAUCGACAUGUGCCCUGCCAACAUCUUGCAAGAAACCCUGAAGCUGUUACAGCGACUGCUGAAGUCCCCAGGGUGCAGGAAGAUUCCCGUGCUGGUUCAGAGCAAGGAUGAUGUCAUUGUAACAGCCUCCAACUUCAGCUCAGAGAGGAUGUGCCCGAUUUUUCAGAUUUCAAAUGUCACUGGGGAGAACCUAGAUUUGCUGAAGAUGUUUCUUAAUCUCUUGUCUCCACGGACCAGUUACAGGGAGGAAGAGCCGGCAGAAUUCCAGAUAGAUGAUACUUACUCAGUCCCGGGUGUAGGAACAGUGGUGUCUGGGACGACGCUGAGAGGCCUAAUCAAGCUAAAUGACACCCUGCUGCUGGGCCCAGAUCCCCUUGGCAACUUCCUGCCUAUUGCUGUCAAGUCCAUCCACCGCAAGAGAAUGCCCGUCAAAGAAGUGCGGGGAGGCCAGACUGCCUCCUUUGCUUUGAAAAAGAUCAAGCGUUCCUCCAUCCGGAAAGGCAUGGUAAUGGUGUCACCACGCCUGAAUCCACAAGCGUCGUGGGAGUUUGAAGCAGAGAUUCUGGUGCUCCAUCACCCCACCACCAUCAGCCCACGAUAUCAGGCCAUGGUGCACUGUGGCAGCAUCCGUCAGACGGCCACGAUUCUCAGCAUGGACAAGGACUGCCUGCGGACGGGGGACAAAGCCACCGUGCACUUCCGCUUCAUCAAAACCCCCGAGUAUUUGCAUAUAGACCAGCGUCUGGUCUUCCGUGAAGGCCGCACCAAAGCUGUGGGCACCAUCACUAAGUUACUCCAGACCACCAAUAACUCGCCAAUGAAUUCCAAGCCACAGCAGAUCAAGAUGCAGUCAACUAAGAAGGGAGCCGUUACCAAACGAGAGGAUGGUGUUCCCCCAACUGGGACAGCAGCUGGAGGUCAAACAGCUGGGGAUGAGGCCCCCUCAACAGCCGCAGCACCACUCACACCUACUGCCCUACAACCGUUGUCAAAAGUUGGAGGAGGAGGCCGGCGACGUGGGGGUCAGCGCCAUAAAGUGAAGUCUCAGGGAGCCUGUGUGACUCCUGCCAGUGGCUGCUGAAUUUCUUACUCCUCCUCCCUCUGAGGAAUUCCUUCCCUUCCCUUCAUUUCUUAUCCAAAAGAUCCAGAGCAGCUUGAACCAAAACCCAUCCCAGCUGAUUGGCUGCAGAAGAAUCAUCCCUCCUCCCUGAAGGAAGCGAUGGAGAGGAGCAUAAUUUAUAAGCUAAUGAAGGUGAUAAGACACCCAGAACUGAGUAACUGACACCUUCCUCCUUCCCCUGUUGACACAUUUUUGUACAUCAUGGGCUUAGUUUUUAUUCUUACUAGUUUUUAUUAUAUUUUGUGUGCAUGAAGAUGAGAGGAGAGUCUGGAUAGAACUGCGAAGAGCCAGUUAGCUGCCUCCCUCCUCCCUCCCCCCAUUCUGUCCACAGGACUUGCUGCUCUCCUCCUAUUUGCUGUCUCAGAUCCAGGCGUUAGCAAACGCCUGAAAUUCCAGAUUUGCAAAGGUUAAAACACGUUGCUUAGGAUGGCUCCAUAGGGCAUUGUUUCCUCACCACUGUUGCCCCGUGCCAAAUGUUUCUGGAUUCCCUCUGUCUUAAACUAUUUCUAAGUGGGUUUCAUUUAACCUAGUGACUGAAGUUUGAAGGAGAUGGUAAGAAAGUUCAUUAGCUGGAGAUCUAAGAGGUAAACAAACUGGAAAGCAGUUCUUGAUGCUAAGGUGAGGAAUCCUAUACCAAAUAUCCUUGUCAAAUACAUUGAUAGCACUUAGUAUUUUAAUUAGAGAUGGAAUUAAGUGGGUAGUCAUUUGUCCAUCCUGUCCCUCUUCCCAUCAUGCUGCUUUUCCUGUUGUUUGUGCAGUGCACAUUGGAGCAAAUUGAACCUGUCCCUCAAGGUGCAGCAGCUCCACUGACAGUGUUAGGAAUAUAGUGCAGGAACACUGGGUCUGUCCCUCGAGUCAGGGAAAGCCUUCUCACCUCGACAGACAGAGACCACAGGUGGUGUAAUAUACCUUUGGAACAGUGACACUGGUCAAACAUGACCUUCCCUUGAUUUUGUUUACUCCAAGAGUUCCCAGACUUCCUCUGGAACUCGCUGCCUAAACUUUGCCAGGGCAGAGGUAAGAUUUGUUUUCUCCCUUCUUGUCCAAAGAGGGCAAUGAUGAUUUGGUACCAAACGUGAUGAAGGGCUUUCAGGUUUUGAAGUACAUGGUAAUUUUUAUG